AUGCGCUUAUUGAGAUUGACGUUCCUUACUUAUAUCAAGCUUGUCGUGUUGCUGUUUCUGGCGUUGCUUGGAUAUCUCUUGUACUCUACUAAUUUUGAGUGGCCAAAAGUUCUGCUUACUCCUACAGAACAGUCCGAGUUGUCUAUUGAAUAUAGACCAUACCAUCAGUUUAUUGACCCGAAACUAUCGCUAGAGGAGAAAUGCCGUGCUUAUUUCACUCAUUUGUUCAAGGAGCAGCCGGAUUGGACGUUGACGCCAAAACUAGGCGAAUCAUUUUCUCAUGCAGAGAAGACCAAAUCUCAAGACUUGGUCCAUUUGAAUCUCUACAACCAUUGCUACAUGUCUAACGAUUUUGCCAUUGUGCCGGAAUGGGACGAAAAGAUGUACCCAUAUUUGAGCAGGAAGCUUCCUGUGUUUCAGCACUGGAGCGGUGUGCAGAGCUAUGGGAAGCCAGAGAAAGGAGAUGCAAAGAUAGACGAGCUCAGUGUGGAUAGCUACAAACGCCAGGGGGUGAGCAUGGAACCGGUGGAUAAAGGAGUCCCCUUUUGGAGGUAUUUCAAGGCAAACCUUGAAGGUAGAGGUAUUAUUGUCUCAUUGUCGGACAAUUAUGUCAAGGAAGCAACUAAGUUAAUUGGCAAUUUGAAGGCUUUGAGUAAUACGUUGCCUAUUCAGUUUUUCCACCGGGGUGACUUGUCCAAUGAUGGGAAACUGAAGUUGACACAGGCUUUGAUGAAGAACAACGAGCAACCUUUGUUUGAUAUCUGGUUUGUAGAUGUUUCACCAUGCUUGAAUGAGGAAUACAAGGGUUCUUUUGGAAGUUUUUUUAAUAAAAUGCUAGCCUAUGGAUUCAAUACUUUCAAAGAAGUGGUCUUAUUAGAUACCGAUGUUGCUAUUUUCAAGUCUUUGGAGGAUUUGUUCAAAACUAAAGUGUAUAAAGAGGCAAAUACUUUGUUUUUCAAAGACAGAAGUGCAGAACUAAGAUUAGGUGAGGAUUAUUAUCAGUUUAUCCAAGAUACCGCUCCUUCAUUAAUCGACCAUCAAAUUUUCAACAUGCCUUAUAUUAGUCCUAAGCACUUUGAAAGUGAAUAUUUUGCAGGUAGAUAUUUCCACUAUAUGGAGGCAGGUCUCUUCUUGAUUAACAGGGAGUUAUAUUGGAAUGGGGUAUUGAUGGCCCUAUGGCUAUCCAAUGUCGAGCCAUUUAGAGCUGCAACUUGGGGAGAAAAAGAACAUUUUUGGCUGGGGUUGGUGAUGUCCGGGUUUGAUAAAUACAAGUUCGAUGAUUAUUGGACUGGUAAUGUUGGGAAACUACUGCUAGCUGAAGGUGGUGAUCGUUACAAAAUUUGUUCUGCACAUCCUGCACAUGCCCUUGCCGAAACGAAUGAGUUAAUUUGGUUGAAUUCUGGUAUUACCAAUUGUCAUAAAAUGUCUGACGAUAUGCUACGUGACGAUAUUGAACAUGUAUCUGAUAUUGGCGUUGAUAUAAAGAGUAAAGAAGAAUUGAAUAAAUACUAUAAACAAGCAGUUGACUUUGAUGCUUUUAUUAUCCCCCCGGAUUACAAACCUGGGAGUGAAUUCCCACCAACAGACGGAGUUAGUCUCUGUAAUAGAUACUACUAUUGUGUUUAUGAGGAAAUUGGACAAGAGCCCGAUCAAAAGGGUAAAAAAUGGGAAUUCUCCGAAUCCCAAAUCGAGUGGUAUAAAAAUGUUGCUGAGAAGUAUCUAUCUGCAUAG
Molecule: messenger RNA, 1731 nt
Organism: Pichia kudriavzevii
Lineage: Eukaryota; Fungi; Ascomycota; Pichiomycetes; Pichiales; Pichiaceae
Exons: 1
Coding region: 1-1731 (576 amino acids)
Biological process (GO): protein O-linked glycosylation
Cellular component (GO): Golgi apparatus
Molecular function (GO): alpha-1,3-mannosyltransferase activity
Source: RefSeq, a predicted model, not a curated record